Microbotryum saponariae is the source of this 4141-nucleotide messenger RNA. NCBI's taxonomy places the organism in Eukaryota, Fungi, Basidiomycota, Microbotryomycetes, Microbotryales, Microbotryaceae. The record is from the annotation of a GenBank genome assembly.
AUGUCCAACUUUGCCCUCGACCCAGCGUUGAUGGGGCCGACCGCGUCGACCUCGUCGCUACCGUUGGAGAACUUGCACCACUUCAAUUCGCUCCGAACGUACCCCGUCGACGAUGAGUUCGCCGACGACUCGUUCGGGGAAGACGACGGCAGUAUCGACUCGCGCGACGACGAAUCCCACCAUAGCGACGACAGCAUCGAGGACGAUGGCGAAGGCGAGCAUACCGGCGAAGAUGUUGAGACGGAUGCAGAGGACGAGUAUAGGAUCGAGAUGGGCGAGGUUCAGCGCCCGCCGAAUGGCGCUUCCCAGGGCAAGGGCAAGGCCAGAGCGCUCAACCAAGACAGCGUGGACCAAGACGACGACGCCGAUCCCGAACACGGAGAAGGUGGCGGUGAUGAGGAAUUGAGGUCAGUGCUACUUUGACGACAUUGAUGGCUCCGGGUCGAGUCUGACCCUGGCCUUGAACGCGUUCUCGACAGCCGACUCGUCGCGGCCCUUCGAGACUCGGGAGCGUCCACUUCGGUAGGAGGCAGGACCGCGCUCGACAAGGCCUUUGAUCGCUCGAUCGAAGAAGAACUCGACGGCAUCGACGACCCUUUCAACAACGGUCUUCCCAACCCCAAGAAGCGGCGCAUCGUCGUAAGUCGCGCACAUCGCCGGCGAACAGCGAACAGACAGGAUUUUCAACUGAGGUCCGCUAAUCGAGCCUUGUUCUGACACAGCCCCGUCGCCCCGAUGCGGAACCCUCGAACGAGGUCAAGGUCAUGCUGGGUAGUGCGAAUCGAUAUUACGCCGAAGGGCACGUCGACCAAGCCCGCGAGAUCCUGACCGAAGUCGUGCGCAUCGACCCGGCGAUCCGACAAUCAUGGAUGACGCUCGCAACGAUCGAGGAAGAGUUGGGCAACUAUGACAAGUCCAUCACGUUCAGGAUUGUCGGAGCACAUUUACUGCCGAUCAAAAAGUCGUCGCUUGAAUGGGCUGCGCUCGGUGCUCAAUCUCGGUACGUAAGAACGAGUCCAUGAAUUCUUGACCCGGUCUAACUCGGGAUGUCCCAUACCGUCGCAGUGACAAUGGUCUUUUGCACCAAGCCAUCUACUGUUUCACUCAAGCCAUUAAGGGCGACAAGGAGGAUGUCGACUCCAUGUGGGAUCGAGCCGUCUUGCUCAAGAUGUCCGGUAGCACCACCUUGGUAAGUCGAGUCGGAUGGUCGCGGCGUGGACCCUAAAGCGCGUGAACUGACCACUCCAAGCCCUGCAGGCCAUCACCGCUUUCACUGCGCUUCUCAACGUCAUCCCCCAUGACCCCGGGGUCCUGCGUGAACUCGCACCCUUGCUCGCCGCGACGGAACAACACGCCCGAGCGACGACGCUCUUCCUCGCCGCCUUUGACCACUACCGCAAACUCGUACCCCACAUCACACCGCGCAACAUCGAGCGCAUCAACACCUUUGGCUACCAGGAUAUCGAAACGAUCGCCGAUUUUCUUUCCAUUCAGAAACUCUACACGCGGUGCGUGAGCGUCAUUCGCACGGGCGUAAGGUGGUUGCAAGGGAGGGAGAAGGAGACGGCGUGGGACGCGCUCGAGGAUGAUCGCGAGUACGACGUCAUGCGCAAGGCGCGGAUCGGGUGGGAUAAUGAUCCAGCCACGAGGCAUUUGGAAGAUGCGGAAGUGUACGACCUUGAUGUCCGGUUGAGGUUGAGGCUUGGUGUUGCGAGGAUUGGGGAGGGGAGGGUCGAGGAGGCCAAAGUGAGUUGCCGGCUUUCAUGGAUCUUCUCACAGAAGGUGGUUCGAUGCUGAAUACUGGUGGCAUGGGGUCGACGAGGAUACAGCGACAUUUUGCGAUCGUCCUGCAGGAGGAUGUGGCCGAUUUUCCCGAGUUGUGGGGUGCCAUCGGGGACGCCUACUUUGAGCGCGACAUGUUUGAGGACGCGCUCGAGAUCUUUCAGGAAAUGGCAGAGGAUGAGAUUGUGAGUCUAUCCAGCGUGUGAUGAUUUCGCUGGAAUUGACUAUUGACCAGGAUCGUUGACAGACCAACGGACCGGCCGUGUGGGCCAAAGUCGGCGCUUGCCACUUUGAAACCCGUGAUUUCGAAGAUGCACUCGAAUGCUUCCAGGCUGGUCGGUCGCUCCCGAAACUGAUAUGAACAAAUGAAGACUCUAAUGCUGAUGGGUGAAUAUGCGUCGCAGUUAUGGAGGAGCAACCCGAAAACUUGACGGUCAAGAUGCAGCUCGCUCGAACUUGGGAGCAGCUCGACAAACCCGGCAAAGCCCUGGAGCUCAUUCACGAGAGUGAGUGACCGGCCCGGCCACAUGCCAGCUCAACAACACCAGUGCUGAUUAUUCUCCCUACGUGUCUUUGCAGUCGUCGAAGUGCGCCGACAAUUGCGUGACGCCGGCCAGCUGAGCGAAUUGGCUCGAGUGCCGAGCACCCGCGGUGCUCGCCGCGGCGCCACGCAGGCCCGAUCUUCGACCAUUCGCCCGCACGUGACCCCGGCCGAACGCGCCGCUCGACGCCAGAACGCCGCCACGGUCGAACGGCAACGCCACCAAGAGUUCACCCUCGCGGUCGAGACUUUGCGCAAGCUCGACGACGACGUCGAAGCCGAGGAUGCGGAGGCGAUCACCGAGUGGCUCGAGGUUGCGACGUUCCUUGUCGAUGCGUUCCGCGAGACCAAGUCGUUGUUCCCGAGCGAUGGGAGGAAACGCUUCAUGGGGGCGAUGCGCAGGCAGUGGAAGAGGAAGGGUGGGAAUGAGAUGGACAUUGAGAAGCAGGCCGACGAGAUGGCUUCGCGGUUGGAGAGAACCCUGGGUCGGUUCUUGCUCUUUCUUGUGUGAGCCUUGCGGCCACUGACCCUCUCUUUUGGUGGUCCCCGCAGUCGAUAACGACGAUGACAACCUGGCGAUCGACUCGUUCCGAGGCAUCAGCUUUGACGACUGGCUGAAAUUGAUCAUCAAGGUAAGAGUCGCCUUGCUCUUCCCAGGCCGUCACCCACCAAAAUGUAACGAGAGUCGUCCUUCGACAGUACUCCUUCUUGCUCAUCAAGAACGACGAGGCCGAAGCCGGGCUCGAAACCCUCAAGCACACGCAGAACGCCGGUCCGUUCAAACACUCGGAAACGCGCUCGCUCUCCAUCUGGCUUGCCCUCGCCGCGGGCUACAACUACCUCCGCAACUACGGCGAGGUCGUCAUGAUUGCUCGCCGCAUCUCGCUCCGUCGACAAUUCCAAUCCGAGCCCCUGCGCUUGCUCCACGCCCUCUUGCCGGGUGGGGUCGCCGCAAUCGAGGCCUUCAACUCGACGAGGCUGGCCAAGUAUCAGAUGCGCCAACUGAUCAUGCUCGAACGCAUCUCUCGAGGCGCCGAGGUGCGCGUUGGUGCCAAUGGUACGAUCGUGAUUAAGUCUUUGGGAGUCGACAAAGACAUGGACGGGGAUGACGAGGAUGAAGAUGUGGUCGGUGCUGGUGGGCAUGGGUCGCUACCGAGCUUUGUACCGACCGUGCCGAACCCGUGGUACAACUACGUCUACGCGUGCAUGCUAGAGACGUCCAGGAGUUAUCAAUCGGCUCUCCGUGAGUUGAAUGAGAGGGUUGGCGUCGAGCAUUUGACUUCACAGGCUGAAUACAACCGACUCCGCUUCCUCUUGUCUCAGAGUAUCUGCUGCGAGCUUACGAGCGGAUGCCAAGGCAGCCCUUAAUCAACCUCACGAUCGGGAUUGUCUACAUCCAUCGCGCCAUGACGCGUGCGACCGACAAUCGACAGCACCAGAUCGCUCAGGGGCUCGCCUUUUUGAGCCAGUACCGAGCGAUCAAGGGGAGGUGUCAAGAGGUCGAGUACAACUUCGGUCGUGUCUUUCAUCUGCUAGGUGAGUGCUUUCCUACUCUGAGACGCGAAAGUAUCGGUACUAACGCUGUGCUUCGUCAUUGUAGGCCUUCAAUCUUAUGCGGUGAGACACUACGAGGCCUGUCUGGCGAUCGCGGCCGAGGACCGCAAGGCUCGGAUGCACCUCGAUGGUGAUGACGCGGAGGACGAGGACGGCGAAGACGACUUUACGCGCGUCGCGGCAUACAACCUCUCGAACCUGUACAUGCUCUCGGGCGAGCCCGACCUAGCCAAGGUGAUCGCGCACAAGUGGCUGUCGUUUUGA